AUGAAGAACGACAGGUUAGCGCGGAUAGAACAGGACGCCGAGUCGUCAUUCCCGUACCUAGCCUCAGACGAAAAGUCGUCCACGCUCCGCUCGGUGGAGCCGGUAUCGAUAAAGCAGCAAUUGCCAGUGAAAGAAACGCCCAAAUGGGUCCAUUUCAUCGCUGGAGGCGUGGGUGGCAUGGUGGGCGCCAUCGUGACCUGUCCCUUGGAUGUGGUGAAAACCAGACUCCAAUCGGACGUCUACCACACCCUCUACAACAAAACUCCCAAGUCUUCAAACCCAGUGAUACAGACAGGCCAGCACUUGAAGGAGACACUCAGUGUGAUCAAGGAGCUCUACGUGACGGAGGGAUCGCGUGCGUUAUUCAAGGGCUUGGGCCCCAACUUGGUGGGUGUGAUUCCUGCCAGAUCCAUCAACUUCUUCACCUACGGCGCUUCCAAAGAGGUGCUAUCCUCCAACUUCACCAACGGCCAGGAGGCCACCUGGGUGCACUUGGUUUCAGGUAUCAAUGCCGGGUUUGUGACCUCCACCGCCACCAACCCCAUCUGGUUGAUCAAAACACGGUUGCAGUUGGACAAGACCAAGGGCAAGCACUAUAAGAACUCGUGGGACUGCCUUAAAUACGUGAUAAAAAACGAGGGCUUCACCAGCUUGUACAAGGGGUUGAGUGCCUCGUACUUGGGGGGUGUGGAGUCCACUUUGCAAUGGGUGUUGUAUGAGCAGAUGAGAAUGUUCAUCAACAAGCGGUCCUUGGAGCUCCACGGUGCCCACGGAAAAAACAAGACUACCAAGGACUACAUAUUCGAGUGGGGAGCACGCUCUGGUGCUGCUGGUGCUGCAAAGUUCAUUGCAUCCUUGAUCACCUAUCCCCACGAAGUCGUUCGUACCCGGUUGAGACAGGCACCUUUGGAGGCCACUGGCAAGCCCAAAUACACUGGGUUGAUCCAGUGCUUCAGGUUGGUGAUAAAGGAAGAAGGGUUGGCCAGCAUGUACGGAGGAUUGACUCCCCACAUGUUGAGAACCGUGCCCAAUUCCAUCAUCAUGUUUGGAACCUGGGAACUUGUAGUUAGAUUAUUGUCUUAG
Suhomyces tanzawaensis NRRL Y-17324 is the source of this 1083-nucleotide messenger RNA. RefSeq names its product Rim2p (gene RIM2). NCBI's taxonomy places the organism in Eukaryota, Fungi, Ascomycota, Pichiomycetes, Serinales, Debaryomycetaceae. Gene Ontology annotation, biological process: pyrimidine nucleotide import into mitochondrion. The coding region runs from base 1 to 1083 and encodes 360 amino acids. The transcript has a single exon. Gene Ontology annotation, molecular function: pyrimidine nucleotide transmembrane transporter activity. Gene Ontology annotation, cellular component: mitochondrion. The record is from RefSeq and is a predicted model, not a curated record.